UUAAGAAUGAUGAAGUCAACUUCUUCACAUCAUCUUGAAUGGAGCUUAAAUAAAUCACAUUGUGAGAUCAGCCAGAAAGAGAAGGAUGAAUAUGGGAUGAUCUCCCUCAUGGGCAGAAGCUGAGAAAUAAGAACAGGAAGGGGAAACACAAAGUAGAACUUGGGCUGGCUUUGGUAUAUUGCACCAAGGCAAAGUACUCUGAAGAGAGUGGGGAUAAAGGGGUUUUCAGGUCCUGGUGCAUGAUGGUGGGGGGGACCUAGGCUGGGGGUGAGACAUUAUAGCCAUAGGUCAACAAUUGUACUUACUGUAAACCACUAAUCCCAAUAAAAAGGAAACAUUUUCCCUGCCCCCCCCCCCCAAAAAAAAAAAGAAGGAAAGAAAGAGGAAAAUCACAGAGUCAGAGACAUACCUCAGCUUGCCACAUGUGCAGCACAGGGCCAAGCACUGGCAUCAUAAGGAGGAACUGUGCCACUGGAGGAAGCUCCAUUGCUGUGGUGUCUGUUCUCUGCAUCUCUGUGUCUGUCUGGAUGAAAAGGUGGCUUGGAGUGGUAAAAUCGUACAUGUUCUAGCUCCACAAAAGUAUAAAAUAAAAUAAAAUUGAAAAAACAACACAACUAGGAUUUGAAGCUUGGCAUUUAAUUCCCGAAUCCAGGUUGUUUGCCUGUACCAUUGUUCAACCAGAAAAAAAGGAAUAGACAGCCAUUAACUUCUAACCCACUUAAAAAUGAUCCAGGUAUCAGUGCUACUUUGGAAAGUUAUGAUUUCCCUCCUCUACCAACAGAUUGGGCCUGGGACAUUAUGAAUCCUGAGGUACCUCCUUUAAAGGAAGCAGUGAACACAGGGCAAAUAGCACAUUCAGUUGCUCAUCCCCUGAGAAGUCAAGAUACUGCUUUGAAGUCUAUUCAGUCAAGUACUGAAAAAGGCAAGAGUGGUUGCCGAGAUGGCAACAAAAAUACUGGCUUGAAAACCUGGGAUAGAAAUGAUUUUAGACCUCAGUGUACAAGAACAAACCUAGUUGCAAAUGAUGGAAUAAACCCCUGUCCAAGGAAUUUUGGAUUUCAGCAACAGGAGCAAUCAAGACUAUCUGAACCUCCUAAGUUGUCUCACCAGAGAGAAACUAAAGUACUCCAACUAAUACAAUCAUCAAAAACAUCUGGCUCCACAAUGAGAAGUCUAGAUAAAAACAGUGCAUUCCAGGCAAUUAAGCCAGAUUUUCAGCAAAAUCAGUACAAGAAAAAAGUGCUGAGUGUUACUGCAGAAAAAGACACUGUCCAGGAAACCCCAUUGUACCAGUUACAAUUUAAGGAAAAAGAUAAUUCUUUAAGAAUUAUAUCUGCAGUUAUUGAAAGCAUGAAGUACUGGCAUGAGCAUGCACAGAGAACCAUACUUCUUUUUGAAAUUUUGGCUGUUCUUGAUUCAGCCGUUAUACCUGGUCCAAGUUAUUCAAAGACUUUUGUUAUGAGAGAUGGAAAAAGUACUCUGCCUUGUGUAUUUUAUGAAAUAGAUCGUGAACUUCCAAGACUGAUUAGAGGACGAGUUCAUAGAUGUGUUGGAAACUAUGACCAGAAAAAGAAUAUUUUCAAAUGUGUUUCUGUCAGACCAGCAUCUGUUGCUGAACAAAAAACUUUUCAAGCAUUUGUCAAAAUUGGAGAUGCUGAGAUGAAAUACUGUGCCAAAGUAAUGAAUGAAAUGUAAAUGGUGUUGAAGGAAGUUUAACUGUAACCAAGCAUUUUUAUUACUGUUUAAGUGACCAUAUUCAUAGUUUUAUAGCUCUUGUUUUUCACUUGUUUGAUUAAAAUAUUUAAAUCUUUUAAA
Erinaceus europaeus (western European hedgehog) is the source of this 1815-nucleotide messenger RNA. RefSeq names its product spermatogenesis associated 22 (gene SPATA22). Gene Ontology annotation, biological process: homologous chromosome pairing at meiosis; regulation of meiotic cell cycle; meiotic DNA repair synthesis. Bases 799 to 1695 code for a protein of 298 amino acids. The transcript is spliced from 8 exons. NCBI's taxonomy places the organism in Eukaryota, Metazoa, Chordata, Mammalia, Eulipotyphla, Erinaceidae. The record is from RefSeq and is a predicted model, not a curated record.